AUGGAGGUUGAGGUCAAGCUUAGGCUCCCAGACGCCGCCGCCCACCGCCAAGUCACCACCCUACUCGCGCCGUUCCACGUCAGCACACACCGGCAAGAGAAUCUCUUCUUCGACGGCUCCAAAGCCGAGCUCUCGGCUCGCCGAGCAGCCCUCCGCCUUCGCUUCUCGGACCGAGCCCCUCUGUGCGCCGUGACCCUCAAGGCGCGAGCCGUAUUGGUCGACGGCGUCAGCCGAGUCGAGGAGGACGAGGAGGAGCUUGACCACUCGAUCGGUCGAGCCUGCGCUGACCAGCCGGAUAAGCUGAUGUCGGCGGAGUCUAGGGUUUUUAGUAGGGUGAGAGAGGAAUUUGGGGUUUUGGGGUUUGUGGGGUUGGGAGGGUUCAGGAAUGUGAGGGAUGUGUAUGAUUGGAAAGGCUUGAAAUUAGAGGUGGAUGAGACAAAGUAUGAGUUUGGUACUUGUUAUGAGAUUGAGUGUGAGAGUGCAGACCCUGAAGGGGUCAAGGAGGUGCUUGAGGGCUUCUUGAAGGAAAAUGGGGUUCAGUAUUCCUACUCGGAAACAUCAAAGUUUGCGAUUUUUCGGGCUGGCAAGCUGCCCCUUAGUGAGUGA
Molecule: messenger RNA, 606 nt
Organism: Prunus armeniaca (apricot)
Lineage: Eukaryota; Viridiplantae; Streptophyta; Magnoliopsida; Rosales; Rosaceae
Source: the annotation of a GenBank genome assembly